AGUUCCAGCCUUCUGGGCUCCAGUUCCCUGGCGCCAUGGCCGGGACCUUGCCACAGCCUUCCUAUCAGUGCCUCCCGGCGUUUCGUAUGCUAUGCCAUGAUGUUUUGCUAUAAACAUCUAUAAACAUGGCAUUUGCGGACCCACAGCGUAGUGUGUAGAUCCGACAGUCUCAGAGCAGACCUCAAUAUCUUUUAGCACUGUUCAGAUCCACCCUCGGAUGGGUGGUUGUAGCAGCCGUCGACGAGCCACUGCUGCUGCCAAAGCAAGCGCGUCCACAGCGGCCAAUGCAGCCAUUGCUGAGGGCAAGUCUGCCUAUCAGGUUGCAAGCAUUGCGGGCGAGGCGGCACAAAAAGUGGUUAUCGCCGCUGGCUUUUGCAGCCAGCAGGUGGCCAAGGUGGUCUUCCAAGCGGCGGCAGACGCCACCAAGGACACGGUUCUAAGCCAUGCGCGGCUGGGAGUUGCCAGCGAAGCCGCUGGCAAGGCGGCCAUUGCUGCCGGAGCCACCAAGAAGGAUGCAGCAAUGCAUGCUGGCGAGGCCGCCGCCGCCAACGCAUUUUUUUGCGGCAGCCUUGCCUGCCUAGCAGCUGAACAAGCAGGCGAGGCUGCUGCGCAGGCAGCCUUGGCUGUUGGCGCUAGUCAAUCCGAGGCUGUCGAAGUGGCAGCCUUGGUUGCUGGCUCGGUAGCGCGACGAGCCGCCCAAGCUGACGGUCUUUGCCCAGACGAUGCAGGCGAGAUUUCCGCUGACGCUGCAAGACGGGCAGAAGACUACGCCAAGCACCUGACACCCGUCUCAGUGUUGGUGACACCUGGAGCAGAACCAGAACCAGAAAGCCACGACCCAUCACGCAAAACGUGUUCUGGAAGCAAGGCAACGGGCCAAGCUUCAGGCGUAUCCUUAGGUUCAGACGAAACUUCAGGCAUCGGCUCCAGCGUUUCUAACAAGGCGGCAGCAGCGGCUUUUCUUUGCGAACCCCAAUGAGCAGGCGGCUGCUCUUGGCCAUGUGAGUGGCAUUGAGGGCUUGGCGCAGUUUCGUGACAAUGCUCAUGUGCAGUGCUCGCCAUAGGUUGUUUGCCUGCA
This is a messenger RNA of Effrenium voratum, 1078 nucleotides long. Lineage: Eukaryota; Dinophyceae; Suessiales; Symbiodiniaceae. The record is from the annotation of a GenBank genome assembly.